Dreissena polymorpha is the source of this 8358-nucleotide messenger RNA. RefSeq lists its product as uncharacterized. The coding region runs from base 1820 to 5743 and encodes 1307 amino acids. Gene Ontology annotation, cellular component: membrane. The transcript has a single exon. The record is from RefSeq and is a predicted model, not a curated record. Lineage: Eukaryota; Metazoa; Mollusca; Bivalvia; Myida; Dreissenidae.
UAGUAUUAUGAAGACCAUGGAAAUCAAUAAUUAGAGUAUGCCCAUGGGAACAUGUUGUGAUACCAAUUAGAUUCCCACGACUAUACAACCACUGAUUUGAAUUCAUGAGACCACUUUGAAUACUAUAGGAUAAUUGAAGUAUUCCCAUUUAGGGCAAAGAGUGAAGUCUAUGAAACUGGGUAUUGAUGUGAAUAUUGGAUUUCGACAGACAGUGUGACCUCUCAAUGUUUAUGUGAUAUUUUGUUCCUGAGCUUUUGAAUUAAAUUGAUUAUAAAUACCUGCUGGGUUUUUACGUGUGACGAGAGAAUGGGUGAAAUGGUAGAUCUUUUAUGUACAGGACACCCGAUAAUAUUCAGUUGUAGUCAAGUUAUUCAGAUAUAAGCUAGCGGCUGCAAAGCGAAGUAAAACAGCCACAUUGAAAUUAUUUCACAAUCGUAACUGGGUGAUUACACUGCAUAGGACUAAAAAUUUACACUGCUAACUUUAAAAUAAGUUUUAUUAAAUGCGACAGUGGAAUAAUGAAGAACAUACUGGAAUGCAUAAUUAAGGCAAAAGCUUAGUUUUAAGUGCAUAAUGAUCUGAAAAGCGGAUUAUUAAAAACUAUAAAGUUAUUAAUGUUUAACAUGGAUUUAACUGAUACUUAAACAGCUAGAAAGUGAGCUUAAAAGGCAGUGAAAAAUUUUUGUGAUACAAACUAUUAGAAUUGAGGAAUGGUUUUUGCAGUGCAUAGUGACACAUGUGAUAUACUGCACAAAAGUUCCUCCACUAUUUGGAUUAUGACUAUUGCAAUUCAGUGAAAAUAUCAGAUAUUUCAAGAUUAUGGUUUUAUUUUAAUUCAGAGCAAAAAAGAAAAACUGUAAUCAAAAAAAUUAUUUAAAAUGUGCAAAUUGUUACUUUAAUAUACUGAAAAUUAAGCACAAGGAAAACUUAAUAGAGUGAUUUUUUGUGUGCAAAAUUAUGUAAAUACACUGAAAUGGGAAACUGUGUCAUCAUGCAAAUUUUAACUGACUGCAUUUACCCUUGAAUAAGCAAGAUUAUCCGGCCUUUUACUAUGUUGAAUUUGUGAGCACUCCAAGGAGCAUAUAAAAAUAAAGACGGAAAUAAAUAUUUGGAUUUUAUUUAUUUUUGAGCUUUAACAUUAUUGAAGUGAUCAUUUUCCACAGUGUUUUUAACAAAGUGUUGACAGUAACUGUGGAUUUAACUGAAGAGGCAUAUGACAAAUAAUAACCUGAAUGUUGCAGUAAGUGAAAUGCCUUUAUGUGAACCAAUGUUCUUUUACAGACAAAAGAAAAGUGUUGUAUUGAACAUGUGGGUUACCUAUUAUUCUACUAUAGGUAUUGACAAAUGAAUCCAAGAAAAGCCUUUUGAGGACUAAAUUAAAAGUAAACAGACAAGGUUCUUAAAAGUGGUUAUUAAAAAAAUAAUGCUACAGUGUUGACUUGGCUGGAAUUAGUGCUGUAUUUCACAAAAUUGAACAAAUUGUGAUAUGGAUAAAUGAUGAUAUUGAAGAUGGAUGUUAAUUCCCUGAACUCGUCUAGUUUGAUUUUUGAAAGGAUUGAAUAAUUAAUCAUUUCUAUUGGUUUGAAUGAAAAAAGCAAAAGUGUUCCCAAUAAGAAAUGAAUUAAAAUACAUACAUUUGGAGUAAUCAAUUUAUGGUAUCUGAAUCAUCCAUAAAAAUUGAAGGACAUCCAAAAUAUCUCUAUUUACACUCUCGGAUUUUAAAAAUUUGACCUAUUAAUGGUUGUAUAAAAAAUCUUCAAUAACUUUGAAAUGUAAUAUAUCUAUGUUGUGCGAAACGAACACAAGCAAACAAUAAACAAUGGCGUAUUUUGGUAACAGUAUGUUUGGGCACAACCUAGAGUUUGCUGCCUAUGCUAGUGAAACAAGUGGAGGUUUUGGGAAUAGCAAUGGCAAGAGAAGUGGUUUCUCUGCCGGUGGACCCAGUUUUGGUAACUCCAGCUUUUAUCCCAAUGACAUAAAUGGCGCUCUUCUGGCGCAAAACAAUCCGCACUUGGCGGGAAAUUAUGGUUUGCAGGGUUCCUUUCUCAUGCGCCAGAAUUCUUUGCUAGCUGAGAUGACAAAGUCUAAAGACGAACGUAAGAAAAAUCCGUGGGGGUCUUCUAGCUUUAGUUAUCCUUUAGGCAGCAUAGACAACAGUGUGCUGCAGGGGCUUAAUUUUGAGAAACCAGAGGAAAAGAAAAGACCCAAACUUCAAAAGCAGAUGUCAAUGGUGCCUCAAACUGGAGAUGAUGAUGAGGAAAUUGAGGAGAAGCCAUUUAUGGACAAAAAGACAAGAGCACCUAGUUUUGCAUCUGACCCUGUAAACAUGCGCAGCAAAACAAUCAGUACUCAAUCUAUGCCCAUCCAAGGAGCAGAAAACGCUAGGAUAACAAGAUCAAUGUCCAUUAAUGAAGGCCGCCGUCAGCCGGCCAAUAUGGACCUUGCAAUGCCUAUGUUGAAACGACAACAAUCACUAGAUGCUGAAAAAUUUAGGCGGAAAAGUUUGAAAAGAAAACCAUCAUUUUCCUUCCAUUUUGGAAGCCACCGUAGGUCCUCAAAAUCCGUGUCCGACACAAAUUCAGUCUCAGGUGUACAGUCCGACACCCCCAGUGCACAGUCACCACAAAGAUCCAGAAGCAAUACACACGAAAGCAGGACAAGCACAAAUACAGACUCCUCAACACUGCAACCAAGUGUUUCCAGUAAGGGCUCUAAGAAUAAACUGGAUGAUGAAAAGGCACAUGAGCAGCUAAUAUUGAGUCUAAUGAACCCUGCACCGAAAGAUGAAGUCUUUGACUCAAUGUCUUCUCCAGAGGACAACAGUACAAAUUACUCACACAUGCCAUCACAAAAGCAUGAACAGUCAUCUGCACCAAGGGAGCAACCAGAACAAAAGAAAUCACCAAAGCAAAGCAAAGAUAUUAACCCCACAAGCCCAGUAAGGCAGAAUCCAAACAACAUAUACAUACCUCCACAAAAGUACGAACAGCCGUCGCAAUUAAGCCAGAGGCAAGAACAAAAGACGUCACAAAAGCCGAACAAAGAUAUUAACUCCUCAAGCCCAAUCAGGCAGUAUCUCCCUCCCAUAGAUAACCAAACAAAACGUCAGUCUCCUUCCCCGGCACACGCAACAGCACUAACAGAGAUGCCACAAAUCCCUGAAGGUCCAAGAGAUGUUGCACCACCUUUGAAUAAGAAAAAUCUCAAUCCAGACCCUAAUGUUUCAGACUGCUCCAAUGACACGACAUACUAUGACUGUGCAAGUCAACAGAAUUCGCCAAGAAAUGGCAGAAUAGAAGUAUCUGCCCCUGUUGAAAGCCUUCCAAGACCCAAGAAGAAAACUGGUAAUGAUACCAGUAUCAGUACUGAUGGGGAAGACACCACCUCAACCUGUGAUACACCACCAAGGAAAAUGUAUCAAAACAGCCGACCAAUGUACCAGCCUGUCGUAGACUACCCAAAUGAAUCACCGCACAAGCCUUAUGAGAAUUUGGAAGUUUAUACCAAUCAAAAAAUUCCAAAUGAAAAAGUAAAUUCAAAGGAGGUUGCAAGACAGAAACCAAGGCGUCCAAACAUUCCAAGAGAUAGCUUUCAAGGGCCUGAUACUCAAACUCCAGAAAGUGAAAUACAUCAUCCAAUUUUAAGCAGAAAUAUUCAGAAUGGCAAUGAACCAAAGGACCAGCAUGAAUCAGGAGAAAGCUCUGAAAGUGGCUAUGCAACAAGCCAUCACCCAUUGUCACAACAGGAGGAUUACCAUAUGAAAGUUUCGCAAUAUGUACGCUCACUCCCAAGCAACCCUGAUAUCAAUGAAAAACACUCUGGAAGUGACACUGGGGUGAAAAAUGGCUCGCUGUCUGAUAGUGAUUCCGACGAACAGCAUUCAGUGGUAACAAAACCUAAAAAAAUUCAAAUUAAAGGUGUUGACUGUGUCAGUGGCAGUGAAUCAGAGGACAAUGGCAAUAAGUCGGACAGCGAUGUGUCUGUUUCACAGCUGGAAGUCAUGAAGAUUCUGGAGAGUCCCAUACAUGUGAGAGAAAGAGUAGCAGACAAUUUAAACAAGAUGAAAAACGAUCCAAAUUUUACUGGAAUCCUGCCAUCCCCUCAGGAGUUAUAUCGCAAGGGGGAUAACUCUUCCUAUCCCCAAAUUAUGGAAAUAAAGGCUGAUCCAAAAUUUGAUCAAAAUGACCUUCCAGAUGGCAUCAAACAACAGCCAAAAGAAAAUCUGACUCAAGCAUCAGAAGUGAACUUAAACAGAAGUAAUGGUCCUGAUUCCUCAAGAAGUGACAAAAGUUCUAAAGCGCAAAACACCGACAGACAGUUCUCAAUAAAGGAAAAAAUAUUUGAACGAUUAAACAGUAACUAUGGGCGACCAUAUGAAUCUUCAUUUGAAACAAAAACUACCAGCUGUAUAAAUGUGCUGCUAAAUAUACUGAACAUGAUCCUGUUUCUCGCAAGCAUGGCAAUAAUUGGAAUAUGUCUUUGGCUGAUAUUGAAAGACUUUAAUGUUGAUGAUGUUACAAGUAUGCUGGGAGACAACUUAAUGCAGGUGAUAGUGUAUAUUACACUAUCCGCUGCGGGGGUUGCAGUGCUUGCUGCAUGUUGUUUGUGUUGUGGAGUCCGCGACAGUAGAAAUGGUCUUGCUUUCUAUGCGUUUGCACUGGUGUUGGCAACGAUAGCAUUCGGGACAUCUUGCAUUCUGACGACUAUUUUUGCUGAUAAGCUUAGUGGCAUAGAAUACAGAUUCAAUUUCAAAGACAAACUGUUGACCAUUUAUGGACUGACAACUGAUAUUGAAACCAAAAUACUGACAGAUGCUUGGGAUGCAAUGCAAACUGAAUUUCAAUGUUGCGGCGCUGAAGGCCAUGAAAAUGACACAGAUUCCUGGGCUCUGUACAGCAAGACAGCCUGGCUGCAAAAUAACCCUGAUAGGGGCCUAAUUUUUGUACCUGAAAGCUGUUGCCGGAAAAAUUCAAACACUAAAAUAUGUCAGGGAAGUGACAAUAAACAUCUGGGACCACCACGGUGGCCCUAUUCCAAAGCUUUCCCUCACAGCAACCCUGCCCUAAAUACUGAUGGUUGUUACCCAUUUUUAUCAAGCUAUCUACAGACUCUGUCAAAACUGGCUGCCUUAACAACAGGCUGUUUAGCAGGACUGUACUUUUUGGCAAUCAUGCUUACGUGGAUAUUCUGCUUUAAGAAGCGGAGAGACUUUCAGAUUUAUUACUGUUAUUCACAGGAGGAUGAGGAAAUGUACUGUAACAGUGAAAACAACGAGGAGUCUCUAAGGCUGGUUAUCAGCGAAAGUGAACAUUAUUUUCAUCAUGAUAAACUUGAUAGUGAUGAAACAAAACUAAUGGGACUUCCCACUCGAGCGCCAGAAAAAUCCAGUCUUAAAUCUUCAAAUGACUAUUCAAAGCCAGUGCAUCAAGAACAUGCUGAUCAGCGAAAAAGUGUGAAGACAGCAUACUUCGAAGAUGAACAAGAAAGCGAAAGUGAGAUGUAUGAAGAUCAUGGAAGUGAGAAGCACAGCCCAAGAGACCAAAGGGAGAGUGACAAUUUUAUUGACAGAGACACAGAAAGAUUUGAACCAUUAAGUGAGACACCAUCGGAUGUGAUCGACCGCAGGAACAUGUGGUUAUCGGGCUCUAAUGGGGGGCACCUGCUUUCCUUGGCAAUAACAGAGGAAGACAGUGACUACCAAGACACAGAUGAUGAUAUUCCAAAAGGGGCCGCCAACGUUUGAAGUGAUGACUUAAAAUGAAAACUAUUUAGUAAAAUGAUGAUGACUUUCUGUGAUUUUUUGCCACUAUAAAACAAACUUCAGUAAUAAAUAACUGGUCUUGGUGUGUCUCUCUUGAAAUCAAAGUUGUUUUCAUGGGGCUGUGUAUUAAAUAAUGUCUGGUUGUUACUUGUCUCUCUUGAAAUCAAAACUAUUUUCAUGAAGCUGAGAAUUCAAUUACUUGUUGUGAAUUUGUUGUUCUUUUUUUCUAAACUGUUACUUUGUAAAAUAUUGUGAAAAUUUCUGAUUUAAAGUUGAUAUUUUAGCUAAAAAUAAUUCCAUAUUGUUUUGCAUUGUCAAGUGCUAUUUUUGUGUCUGUUUGCAUUUCAUUUUUGAAGAAUGUAUUAUUUUAAAUUACAUAACAGUUUAUGUCCACUGGAAAAAAUGGUGCUUUUUGUCUGUGAUUUAAACAGUUUAUAAAAAAAACAUGAUAAACACUGUGCAAAUACAUAUUUUAAAAGUUUAAUAUUUCAGCACAUAAUUUGCCAAAAUAUAAAACCAUUUAAUGUUUUAUUUUAACAAACAUACAUUAGUUUAGAAGUGAAAGUUGAUUUGAUUGAUUUACAAAAUUGAACUGUUAAUAAUGCUAGUUUUUGUUUAGUUUAGAUUGUUGUAACUCAUUCAAUUUACAUUUUUGUAUUAAUUUGAUUCUAAAUGCAAUCAAAUGUAUGUGGCAUUUACAUAACUGUAUAUAUUUGUACUUCUAAAUGUAAAUUGUAAUUUAUCUAUGGACAUGCAAUCAUAAUUAUGUGGAAUGUGUAUUGUUCAUUAUGAUACAUGUAAUGAUGAUGUAAAGGUUAUUUGAUUGAUUAACCCUUUCCCACUCAGAAGCAAAGUGAAAAUAGCUUAAUAUAAUGUGCAAACAGCAUAAAACCAGAACAGCCUGCGAUUAACUCGCAGUCUGUUCAGGUUUUAUGCUGUUUGCUGCUCAGCUGUAUCUAAGGGUUGGAACUGAAACCUUUUAAACUUGGUUCUAGUAAGAAAGGCUUUUAAUUAAAUUUAAUUUUUCGAAGGACUACAAAUGCGUGAAAAUACGUAUCUAAGUGGUAAAGGGUUUUAAUAUAGUAAAGAACACAGAAAAGCAAUUUGAGGGCAGACCAUUACACUGUUGUAUCAACUAAACAAUUUUAUACCCUAUUCAUUAUUUCUCUCUGAACACUUACGUAAGCGUCACACAUGAAUGUUGAUGAUUUAUAACCAAAUUUGUUUAUAAGGGUAGCAAGUGUAGAUACUCGCCAGAUACCUGAACAUCUGAUAAUGGGCAUCUCAUAUAACAGCAAAGAUAAACCCAUUUAUGCCUAGCGUCUAGAAGAAAGGCUUUGGCAAACACCGUAGAUCCAGAUGAGACGCCGCAUGAUGCGGCGUCUCAUCAGGUUCUUUGCUGUUUGCUUAAAGGAAUUUCUGUAAGAUAUAUGCUAAAUAUAGAAAUAAAUAUACUAGACAUCCCUAAUUUUGGAAAUAAAUUGAUCCAAUUAAGAAGGAUGGGAGAGUCCACUAGACAUAAAUGGGUUAUUAUAAAACAUGAUUUGUAGUUCAUGCUCUGUUUAUUCAGAAUCUAGCAUCUGUACACUAAAAAUUGCAAUAACAUUUGAGAUUAUAUCAUUUAAUAAAUGUGUUGAAGUUAGUGUACGGCAAUUAAGAAUCCUAGUAACUACUCGGGUCAAAUAUCACAAAUGCUUCAUACUGUCACUAUCCUUGUAUCAACAAAUAAUUAACAUAAUUUGAUCACAUGAUGAUGAUUAAAUUGUGUCACAGACACUCUUUGUUAUUGAUUUCAACAACUUUAAUACCAUAGUGGCUGCAAAACCAUUAACAGACUUUAAUGGGUCUUACAUUUAAUACAAUCAAAUAUCAUGUUGUUUUACAUUAUUCAAUAAGUAAAAAGAUAAAAAAAGUUCCUACAAUUUUACAUACACAUUUCAAUUUGGACAGUACAGGGUUGGUAAUUUUAACAGUUUACUUGGGAAUCUGUAAAUAUUUUUCGACAGCAAUUAGUAAUAGGCACAACCUACCAUAUCCCUUUUCACAUAAAAAGUGAACAGUAAAUAUCACAAUUAAAACAUUUUAAGCAGUAUAUUAUACCAAUUCAUAUUUUAAGUUUUCAUUUUAAAUGGAAUGCUUUUGCAGCAUAGCAAUUUUUUUUGUACACCAAAAUGCCUUGUGUGAAUUAUAACAAGAAAAUAGUUAUGAAAACAUGUUUAUGGUUUAUUUGAAAUAAACAUUGAGUUUCAUGCUCACAAGUCAUGUACACAAGUAUUGUACCUAUGUUAAAGAGGUAUAUAUAAUGCUGAUAUAAUAUAACAAACUUUGUUGAUUAUUAAACCUGAAUUCAAAUGGUUAGCUAAGCUUGGUGAACCAGUAGAUGUUUAGAAGUUUAGUCAUUUAUGUUUUAUAUUAUGGUAUUUUUACUUCCUUUUUUGUUUGUGAAAAAAUUGAUGUGUAUCUUUUUAGUUAAUGUUUUUUCCAUACUUAUUUAAUGCAAUUUCCCUGCCUGAGUAACAAUGUAAUAUCGCUUGCAUUUAUUUUGCUGUUAAAUUUUCUGACAUUUAGUUACACAAGUAAACAACUUCAAAAUCCUU